UCGCACAAGCUAAUCGCAUUAUACAGGAUAUGUGUUUGGUUUCAUCAACGGAUUGUAGUGUUGUGCACGAAGAAAAGUUAUGCAAACCUAGAAAGACGAAGCAACAUGCUUUCAAACCAGACAACAGAUUUCAACAAAUGUUAGUUGAGGAACAGCCAAAAGAAGAGAGUAACGAGGCCAUAGAAUGCUUGAAUGAAGACAAUUCAAUAGAAUUUGAGGAAGAGGAAUAUUUGGAAAAGGAUGAAACUAGCAGUGAAGUUGACCAACUUAAACUACACGAUUCGGAACCUGCAAAUCUCAACAAAACAGUGAUUACCACACCUGAACUUUCUCCUAGUAUUGACGAACGAUUGGAAAAAUUAGAAAGAGCAAUGUCUACAGUUUUGGCGAAAUUGGAUAUUCUUCUAGAUAAAACAGUUAUUCCGGUAUCCAUGCGUCGCAAGAGAAAUGACAUAGGAUUUCAAGUGGUCAGUAGCAUAGAAGAGCUGUCAAUUUUAGAAUCAAACUUGGCCCAACCAGAUUAUUUCAAUGAAGUUUCGUCAUGGUUAGAACAUAACAUAUGGGAAAUCACCCCCGAAAAUAGGAUGAUAGAAAUUUUGGAUCUAAUUUUUCAAAAAAAUUUUGACCCUCUGUAGUUGGACCGGCAUAGGUAAGGGAAAAGAAAAAGUUCCUAUGAUGACACAUAAAAAUAUUCUUGAAUUUUUUAGACUUCAUGGCAGCACAGAAGAGGCUGUGGUCACUGUGAUAUCCUACCAGUACAGAGUACACACACACGCACACCACCUCGUUCGUUACCAGAACACAA
Molecule: messenger RNA, 805 nt
Organism: Anopheles merus
Lineage: Eukaryota; Metazoa; Arthropoda; Insecta; Diptera; Culicidae
Exons: 2
Coding region: 30-635 (201 amino acids)
Source: RefSeq, a predicted model, not a curated record